This is a messenger RNA of Plodia interpunctella (Indianmeal moth), 1640 nucleotides long. RefSeq names its product nuclease slx1 (gene slx1). Gene Ontology annotation, molecular function: crossover junction DNA endonuclease activity; 5'-flap endonuclease activity. Lineage: Eukaryota; Metazoa; Arthropoda; Insecta; Lepidoptera; Pyralidae. Gene Ontology annotation, cellular component: Slx1-Slx4 complex. The coding region runs from base 368 to 1240 and encodes 290 amino acids. Gene Ontology annotation, biological process: double-strand break repair via homologous recombination. The transcript has 4 exons. The record is from RefSeq and is a predicted model, not a curated record.
CUUGUCAAUGUCAAAAGAAGUAAACAAAUAACAAUACCUAGAAUUUAGAAUAGAACAAAACAGAAAUAAAUAGAGUUGUUGGCCAAGUUUGCGUGGGAAUUCAUUUAGUUUGUAAACAAUUAUUUAUUACAUUACAGAAAUUACAACGUUUUGUAGAAGAUAUUACAAAAAAAAUAUGGUUUCUCCUGAUUGCGACGUGACGGUUCAGAAAACUACGAAGGUUUCCUGAGGGUUUUAUAUAAAACAUCGAUAGGUAUCACUUCCGAAGUGGUAAAUAUUUUAUUUCAGGAAUUACAGAAAUGAAGUACAUGUAUCAGUAAAAUAGAUGUAAUCCUAUGUGGGAUAUACCGUUGCCUUGCCUUCCGCAAUGUCCGCGCCAGAAUUAGUAGAAGACUUCUUUGGAGUCUAUUUGUUAUAUUGUACAAAUCCUAAAUACAAAGGUCGAAUUUACAUUGGUUAUACUAGAGACCCCAACCGACGAAUUAUGCAACAUAACAGAGGAACUUGGGCUGGGGGCGCUUACCGCACCAGUAAUAAAGGGCCUUGGAAAAUGGUGUUGAUUGUGCAUGGCUUUCCAAAUAACAUAUCAGCACUAAGAUUUGAAUGGGCGUGGCAGAAUCCUACAAAGUCGAUUAGGUUACAGCAUCUUAAUCUCAAGAAGAUACCAAGAAAAGAGUCGGAAUUCCAAUUCAAACUGCGUGUUAUGACAGAAAUGGUCAGAGUAGGCCCUUGGUGUCGCCUCCCGUUGAUAAUUAGGUGGCUCGAAGAAGAAUAUUUUGAAGAAUUUCCUAUUGAGAGAAACCCACCCGAACAUAUGAAGAUCUGUCGUGGGCUCGUGAAAAGCAGAAAUUUGAAGAAAAACAUAAAACGAACAGCCAUAUACGAAGAAUGUCAACUGUGCUUCAGUUAUAUCACCACUAACACCUCAAAAGUUAGCUGCGUGAAUCCCGGCUGUGUAUUAAUAAGUCAUUUGAUUUGUCUAUCAAAACUGUUCCUUCAACCGUGUGAAUUUUUACCCGUAGGAGGAAUAUGUCCGUUUUGUAGCACUUACUUGAAAUGGGGUGACUUGAUAAGGAAAAUGAAAGGCUGUAAUGACGGCGUUAACGUUGGUGGAGUAGAUGAGGAAAACGUGGAAUAUAUGGAAGACGAUGAAGGCAGUGACCGGGAAGGCUUAUGUUCUCAAGACAAGGGAUUUGUUGUUAACGAAUCUCGCUGGUCGCUUGAAUGUGAUGAUUUAUGACGUAAAUAUAUAUAUUUUUUAAAUAAUUCGCAUUUUUUUGUCUUAGUAAGCAUCGUCAUCUCAGCCCUUUUCUGCCCACAGCUUAACAUAGACCUCUCUUUUACGCUAACCUUCGUAGUACCUCAGUAGUAACUACCUAUUGGUACUUUUGUGGUAAGCAUAAGUAACUUUAUAUUCUGCAACUGUGUCUCCGGAUCACAAGUGAUAAAAUAUACUAUCUAGUACUAUUAAAUCUUCAAUUGAACGUUAAAAUAAAAGGAAGCUAGUUUCAAGAAGAUCUUUAAUUCUGUACAAAAACCUAAUAAAAUAUAUUGAUUUAAAAUAAAUACCUACUUACCUAAUAUAUUCUACCAGGUACAUGAAUAAAUAAAAUACUUUAUAACAAUACACUUAUAAGUAU